AUGGCAUCACUCGUAAGAGAUGUUCUCUUAUUAAUUUUUACUGAAUUAAAUGAUCUUGAUUCUUUGCAUUCAUGUAGUUUAGUAAAUAAAAACUGGUGUCAAGUGGCUGUACCUUUGCUAUGGAAAUCUUUUUCAGAUACUUACGAAAAUCCUUACAAUUAUAAACGAGAAUCACGUAAAAAAUUUUACAAUGUUAUCGCCCACUUUCUACCAAAUAAUCCAAAAGAUCUUUUGCCACAAAAUAAUAUUUUAUUACCUUUAAAUAAAUUUCCAAAAGAACCAAUGUUCAAAUACAUGGAUUUUCUCACUAGUCUCUCGACAGUAUGGAUUGAAGAUAUGGCAAAACUAUUAAUAAAUGACGAAGUUGGGUCUAAAUACAAAGAAAGAAUAUUAGAAUUUGAAAUUUACAAAUUAAUUUUUAAUAGAUGUAAUAAUGCAAAGAAUUUCCAUUGGUAUACCAAAAAGAGACUAUAUCGGUAUCCAAAUGCAAAAAUUUUUUUUUCAAAAUUACGUUCCCUCGAAAUAUCCCCUAGAGGUAUAACCUCAAAAACACUAAUCAAACUUGGCAAGAUUUGCCAAAAUUUAACAAACUUGGAGAUACAUAUGUGUGAUGAGGAUACUCCAGGUUUAGCCUCAUUCAUCAAAAUACAAAAAAAAUUGCAGUCAUUAUGUCUAGAAUUUGAUGAAGAGAAUGAUGAGGUAGAAGAACAAUACAUAUUACUAGGCAACAUUAUUGAAAAAAAGGCUGCAACAUUAAAAAAAGUUAUAAUACAACCCAUUAUCACAUUAAUUUCACCUAUAUUUGUUCUAUCAUUAAAAAAUAUACAAUAUUUAGCUCUUAGUAAUGAAUAUGGUGAAUUAUAUGAAAAUGUUGAGUUGUGUGAAUGGAAACGCUACUUAAACAUGGCAUCUUUUCCAGAUCUUCAAUAUCUUGAGACAACAUGUUUACCAAGCAGUAUUACAUGUUUAAUAAUUGAAAAAUCUGGGAGAAACAUUUUAGAAAUUAAUAUACAUUCUCCACUUGAAUCUGAAUCUGACAAUAGAAAGUUAAUUGAGGUGAUAUCAAUAUAUUGCCCAAAACUAAUAAAAUUAACUGUGAAUGUUGACUAUAAAAACUUGGGAGAAAUGAGCAAGAUUUUUUCAAGUUGCAAGCAGUUGGAGAAAUUAUUUCUUACAACAAAUGUUAAUAUAUUACCAAAUGGAGAUGAAUUAUUAAGAGUAAUGAGCGAAGCGUCACCUAUGGUUUUACAAGAAUUUAAAUUUGGAGACAAAUGGAAUUUUUCAUUGAAAGGGUUGGAAUCAUUUUUUGAAACUUGGAAAUCUAAAAAUAGACCACCAAUUAAAUUUAACCAUAAUUGGGAUGAAUUGGUUUAUUCGUGGACGGAUGAUCAUGAUAAGAUGGUGGAAAAAUAUAUGAAAGUGUAA
Rhizophagus irregularis DAOM 181602=DAOM 197198 is the source of this 1425-nucleotide messenger RNA. RefSeq lists its product as uncharacterized. Gene Ontology annotation, biological process: SCF-dependent proteasomal ubiquitin-dependent protein catabolic process. The record is from RefSeq and is a predicted model, not a curated record. Gene Ontology annotation, molecular function: protein binding. Gene Ontology annotation, cellular component: SCF ubiquitin ligase complex. Lineage: Eukaryota; Fungi; Glomeromycota; Glomeromycetes; Glomerales; Glomeraceae.